GGGGUCUGUAGCCUCACCACAACCAUAACACUGCUACACACAGGUCCUUCUGGGUUCACGUGAGGCUUGCAUGCGUACAGAGAGCGAAAGCAAUGGCCUCCGCUGGUCUCCAGAUUCUGGGCAUUGUCCUGGCUCUUAUCGGUUGGCUAGGGGACAUUGUCAUCUGUGCGCUCCCCAUGUGGAAGGUGACUGCUUUCAUAGGCAACAACAUUGUGACAGCGCAGAUGUUCUGGGUAGGCCUGUGGAUGAACUGCGUGACACAGAGCACGGGCCAGAUGCAGUGUAAAGUCUACGAUUCCAUGCUAGCGCUCCCUCAGGACCUCCAGGCCGCCAGAUCUCUGGUGAUCAUCUCCAUCCUCGUGGCCCUGAUCGGCAUCCUGCUCUCCGUGGCAGGCGGGAAGUGCACCAACUGCAUCGAGGACGAGGAGGCCAAGUCCAAGGUGGCCAUUGCAUCCGGCGUGUUUUUCCUGGUCUCUGGCGUCCUCUGCCUGAUCCCCGUGUCCUGGUCAUCCAACACCAUUAUCAGGGACUUCUACAACCCGCUGCUCACCGACCCGCAGAGGAAAGAGCUGGGAGCUUCACUGUUCAUAGGAUGGGGCUCUGCUGGCCUAAUGCUCAUCGGAGGUGCAUUUCUCUGCUGCCAGUCUCCCCAGCGUGAGGAGAGUGUGUACUCUGCCAAAUAUUCUGCCCCUCGCUUCACUGCCAGUGGAAGGGCCCAUGUCUGACAGAUUAACACUUACAUUGAACCGUGUUUUAAUAUGGACAUUUCAUGCUUGUGUAGUCUGAACGCGGGUAAAUCUGUUUCUCAACACUUGACAAGGAUGAUUUGAUAUUUUAGCUUAACAGCUUCAUUGCUUUAAUAAAUUAUAUUUUAAUGCUUAUCAUUUGUUCUUGAAUUGUAACAUUUGAAGAAUUUAGGCUAGGUCUCAUGGUAUAGUUAACUUGCGUGUCCCCCCCCAGAACCACACCGGCGACAACUUUUCUGCAUAACUUCUGGAUCUUUACUCAAUGAGCACAGUGCUUAAAAGUAACUGCAAGAAACUCAUACAGACAAAAUAUACUUGUGCCCAUUAGUAAAAGUGAAUAAAUAGUUUGCAGUCUAAUGUAAAAAA
This is a messenger RNA of Oncorhynchus mykiss (rainbow trout), 1112 nucleotides long. Its product is annotated as claudin-like protein ZF-A89. The record is from RefSeq and is a predicted model, not a curated record. NCBI's taxonomy places the organism in Eukaryota, Metazoa, Chordata, Actinopteri, Salmoniformes, Salmonidae. Gene Ontology annotation, molecular function: structural molecule activity. Gene Ontology annotation, cellular component: membrane; bicellular tight junction.